AUGCCGAGGGCGCUGCGGGGCUUCGGGGCCGCCCUCACCUGCCUGCAGCUCCUGCUGCUGCCCGUGGCCGUGGAUUCCCGGCCCCGCGCGUGGGGCCAGGACACGCUCCAGCUGGAAGCCGUCAAAAAGGAGCUCCUGGAGCGGCUGGGAAUGCCGGCUCCCCCCGUUCUCCGGCGCCAGCUGGACCAGGAGAGCAUCCAGAGAGCGCAGCGCCUCUACCAGCAGAAAGUGGCGGAGCUGGCGGGGAACCGGAGCCGGGAGGAGGAGGAGGAGGAGGAGGAGGAGGAGGAAGAAGCCGUGAGCAGGACCCGGCGGCUGCACCGCCUGACCCCCACCUUGCUGCGCUGGCUGGACACCCCCGAGGGCCACCGGGACUCUCAAGGCCACCGGGACGCGCAGGGCCACCGGGAGCCCCGCGCUCCUUACCGCUACCACCUCCUGCUGUCCCGCAGCGCGGAUUUCCACCGGCAGCUCCGCGUGGUGCGGGCGGAGCUGAAACUCUCCGAGCAGCCGCCGUCGCCGCCCGGGGACAGCGAGGAGCCACCGCGGGUCAGCAUCUCCAUCCUGCGGGGAGCCGAGGGCGGCCGGCGGCUCCUGCAGAGCCGGGAGCUGCGGGGGGAUCCCCGCAGCCUGGACCUGACGGCAGCAAUGCAGCCCUGGCUGGCCGGGCCCGAGCCCACGCUGCGCCUGCAGCUGGACUCCACCGCCGCCCUGGCCACGUCCCCGGGGCAGACGCCGGUGCUGGAGGUGGAAACGCUGGAGAAGCCGGCCCGGGCGGCCAGGAGAGCUCGGGGGCUGGAGGAGGAGUGCGGGAAGAGCGAUGGGAGAUGCUGCCUGAAGUCGCUGAAGGUCUCCUUCCAGGACAUCGGCUGGUCGGACUGGGUCAUCGCCCCCAACAGCUACUACAUGAGGUUCUGCGAGGGCUCCUGCCCCCACAACUACAAACCGGCCAGCAUGCACGCCCAGAUCAAAUCCCGAGUGCACUCCCUGUCCAAGGCCGCCCCUCCGCCCUGCUGCGUCCCCGCAGGCUACGACCCCAUGGUGCUGAUGCACCUGGACAGCGAGGGCAGGCUGGUGUCCAGCCUCUUCGAGGACAUGCUGGUCACCAGGUGCCACUGUGCCUGAGGGCAGCGCCGGCAGCUCCAGCUGGGACGUGGCACCGGCCAGGAGGGGCAAAGCCAUCCCGGCUCCUGGCAGCGCCAGCGUCCCAAAAUCCUGCGGCAAAAAGUGAACCUCGCCAGCCCUGGAUCCACCUGAGCUCAGCCAUGGAGUCUUCAGUAUUCCAAAAUCCUGUGGUACCAAGUGACUCCACACCAGCCCUGGAUCCACCUGAGCCCAGCCAUGCAGUGUCCAGCUGCAGCAUCCCAAAAUCCUGUGGCACCAAGUGACUCCACACCAGCCCUGGAUCCACCUGAGCCCAGCCAUGGAGUCUUCAGUAUCCCAAAAUCCUGCAGCACCUCACCAGCCCUGCCUCUGCUGUGCACCUCGGCCCUGGGGUCUCCAGCUC
Molecule: messenger RNA, 1507 nt
Organism: Lonchura striata (white-rumped munia)
Lineage: Eukaryota; Metazoa; Chordata; Aves; Passeriformes; Estrildidae
Gene: GDF15
Product: growth differentiation factor 15
Cellular component (GO): extracellular region
Molecular function (GO): cytokine activity; growth factor activity
Source: RefSeq, a predicted model, not a curated record